UAUAAUGAUCCUCCCUAGACUAGUCUACAACUCUACAAUACAGUGAUCCUCCCUAGACUAGUCUACAAUAUAAUGAACACGAUAGUAGCAACCUCUAUGUUGUAAAGAACAAACCUCUGUUGUAAAGAACAAACCUCUAUGUUGUAAAGAACAAACCUCUGUUGUAAAGAACAAACCAAAGAAUGUUUCCACUGCAGCACCAAUACAAACAUCUAAUUUCAGCUAAUUAUCACCUAAUGCAUAUUAUAAACUGGGUCGUUCGAGCCCUGGAUGUUGAUUGGGUGAAAGCUGUAGUACAGUAUAUGAGACAAUAUGCCACGGGUAUGACACAAAACGACUUGUUUACAGCUCUAAUUACUAUGGUAAUCAGUUUAUAAUAGCAAUAAUAUUUCUCUGGGAUUUGUGGUAUAUGGUCAAUAUACUACGGCUAAGGGCUGUAUCCAGCCACUCCAGCCCUUAACCGUGGUAUAUUGGUCAUAUACCACACCCCCUCUGGCCUUGUUGGUUAAAUAUAACACUCUGUUGGAGUGGAGCUGGAGUCAUUAUCAUUAUGUCGACAGACAUGACGCUACAGUGCUGAAUGAUGUUGAUGUUUGCGAGGUGUAUCCCACCAAGCCCUGAACAGGAAUACCUGUAGUUAUGUUAAACAACAGGUUGAAGGCUCUACAAUUAGGUUGUUAAACACUAUAAUGGAUACUUUCUAGAGUCAUACCAAGAAGCUGCUGUAUAUAAGGCUGAUGCCAGCAGUACUCGACAUUUCCUGAUUCCCAUGAUGGACUUGACUGUGUCUUCCCUGCUGUCCAUGGUGGUUUACAUCUGUUGUACCUGGGCCAUACCUGCUCAGGUAAACACUAGUGCAAGUUAAACCUGUUGUACCCAAACUGUUUAAUGUAGAGUUUUUAUAAAAAAGGAAAAUGAUAUUUCUCUGUAUUUUGUAGAGUACCUCGGUGAGCUCCAAAAGGUUCCCUAAAAGUUAUUCAGGUAAACAUCCCACAUAUUACUCAACAUUUCAUAGUACAGGAAUACCAUGAUUAACAUAUUUAAUGUUUCAGAUGAUCACAUUAUACGCAGUGAGAUGACAGCGAUGGAUCAAAUCAUAGAGGCCAAUGAGUUCCAAGCUGCCCAGGUUCCAGACGGCACUAGUUUCAGGGAUGGAGAUAUCGCUGUGACUACCGGGAGGCGCUCUAAGGUCUGUUUCGCACGCAGUUGUCUGUGGUCCAAGUCGGUGGACGGACAUGUCUACAUCGCAUACAGGCUGUCAUUGGACUACAGUGAUUUGGAUCAGAGGAUAAUAAAGUCUGGUAUGGAGAACAUGGAGAGAGGUACCUGUGUGCGUUUCGUUCCAUGGACACACCAGAGGGACUACCUGGAUAUUCAGCCUAAGUCAGGGUGUUGGUCGUACCUAGGGCAGCGUGGUGGCAGACAGACUUUAUCUCUACAGUCUCCUGGCUGUAUGUUGUCUGGCGUGGCCUCCCACGAACUCAUGCACGCCCUGGGCUUCGUGCACGAACAUUCCCGCAUCGACCGCGACAACUAUGUCACUGUCCUGUGGGAGAACAUCUGGAAGGAUCGCGUACGGAACUUUGAGAAGUUCAAAACCAACUCUCUGGGCGUCCCCUAUGACUACGACUCCAUCAUGCACUUUGGGAUGUAUUCGUAUUCAGAAGAUGGAGAUCCUACCAUCAAACCUAAGAGGAAGAACCACAACACCCAUCUGGGACAGAGAACCGGUCUCAGUCAACUGGACAAAAUGAAGAUUAACAAACUCUACAAAUGUGAAACCCUGGACGAUUAGAAAGAU
Molecule: messenger RNA, 1801 nt
Organism: Oncorhynchus mykiss (rainbow trout)
Lineage: Eukaryota; Metazoa; Chordata; Actinopteri; Salmoniformes; Salmonidae
Source: RefSeq, a predicted model, not a curated record